AUGGGGCAGAGGAUCGAGGUGCGUGUUGCUAACCAUGUGGCCAAAGAGGAGAGGAUGACGCGCAAAAACUACAAAGUCAACGGCAAUGGCCACGGUUUUUCCUCCUCCUCCUCCUCCUCCGCCGAGCAGCAAGCCAAUGCACUCACCCUGCUCGUCCUGCUCCCCGUCCUCUACAUCUCCUACCACCUCAUCAAGCGAGCCUUGACGACGACCAAGAAGACGAAGAAUAAGCCCACCAUCCACGGCCUCAAAUCGCACCCGCUCCUGGGCCACCUCCCGGCGUUCCUCAAGAACCACCACUGCUUCCUGGACUGGUCCACGGAGCUCAUCGUCGCCAGCCCGGACCACCGGAUGGGGUUCUGGAUCCCCGGGAUGCGGACGGGCAUCGUGACGGGGAACCCCGCCGACGUGGAGCACGUCCUGCGGACCAACUUCGCCAACUACCCCAAGGGCGAGCACGCCACCGCCAUGCUCCAAGACUUCCUCGGCCGCGGCCUCUUCAACUCCGACGGCGAGCAGUGGCUCUGGCAGCGCAAGAACGCCAGCCACGAGUUUAGCAGCCGCUCGUUGUGGAGGUUCGUCAUCGACGUUGUCAGCGACGAGGUCGCUGGCAGGCUGCUCCCGCUGCUCCGGAGGGCCGCAGACGGCGACAGCCGCGUCGUCCUUGACCUGCAGGACGUGCUGGAGCGCUUCGCGUUCGACACCAUCUACAUGGUCGCGUUUGGGCACGACCCCUGCUGCUUCUGCCUCGCCGCCGACGGCGGCGGGUGGGUUUAG
Miscanthus lutarioriparius is the source of this 777-nucleotide messenger RNA. Lineage: Eukaryota; Viridiplantae; Streptophyta; Magnoliopsida; Poales; Poaceae. The record is from the annotation of a GenBank genome assembly.